Molecule: messenger RNA, 814 nt
Organism: Racocetra persica
Lineage: Eukaryota; Fungi; Glomeromycota; Glomeromycetes; Diversisporales; Gigasporaceae
Source: the annotation of a GenBank genome assembly
AUUCUAUAGAAAUGUCUGACUUAUCUGUAUCAGAUUAUGAAAACUUUGCAAAUAAUCAAAUGCCAAAUCUCGGUUAUGAGAUUGAAGAUUUCCAGUAUUACACGUGGCAAAUCACUGGUUGGAGAAAUUUGGACGCGAUGGUGACAAGUCCUGAAUUUAUUGCUGGAGGUUGGAGAUGGCAUAUUUCGCUUUAUCCUUUUGGAAAUGAUAAUAUUGAUUAUGUAUCAAUUUACCUGGUGACUGAAUCUUAUGGAGCAUCUAAUGAUUGGCAUUCCUGUGCACAAUUUGCUUUGACCUUAUGGAAUUCAGAAGAUCCAACAAUAUAUGAUUCUUCCACUACACAAAAACGUUUUUAUGCUGAAGAAACGAAUUGGGGAUAUCCAACGUUUUGCGAACAGCGUAAUUUAUUUGUUCCAAUGGAAAACCAAACUCGUCCUCUAAUCGAAAAUGAUUCGUGCAAUAUCACAGUUUUCAUUCGUAUUAUUAAGGACGAAACUGGCUAUCUCUGGCAUAAUUUUAAAAAUUAUGACUCAAGACGAGAAACUGGUUGUAUUUCCCUAAAAAACGAGGGAACAACUGGAUAUAUGAAUGCUACGCUACAAUUAUUAUUCAACAUGACCAGUUUUCGUAAGGCAGUGUACCAAAUCCCAACGGAUUCUGACAAACCAGAUGAAAGCGUUCAAUUUGCUCUACAAAAUAUUUUUUAUCAAAUGCAAACAUCAAAUACUCCAGUUAAAGCAACGGAAUUAAUGAAAUCUUUUGGAUGGGAUUCAUUAAACUCUUUAUGCAGCACGAUGCCCAUGAGUUUAACAGA